Molecule: messenger RNA, 2113 nt
Organism: Coregonus clupeaformis (lake whitefish)
Lineage: Eukaryota; Metazoa; Chordata; Actinopteri; Salmoniformes; Salmonidae
Gene: ankmy2a
Product: ankyrin repeat and MYND domain containing 2a
Exons: 10
Coding region: 141-1424 (427 amino acids)
Molecular function (GO): protein binding
Source: RefSeq, a predicted model, not a curated record
UUUAACCCCAGCAGCCAGCUAGCAAGCUUUAGAAUGAAAGGCAAACAACGUGACAGUCUAUAAUUUAGUGUCACUCAUAAUUAUCCAUAUUUGUCUUGUUUCAUUGACAGAUUUUUUUUUUACACACAAUUCUAGCCAAUAUGUCAGCUCCGAAGAAGGGAGAUCUAUCUUCCACCGAGAGGGAAUUAUUCGUAGUUAUUGCUGCAGGAAAUGUUCAAGAAGCCUCAAGAUUAUUGGGUUGCAAGGAUGUCAGAGUCAACUGUUUGGAUGAGAAUGGGAUGACUCCCCUCAUGCACGCUGCAUACAAGGGCAAGGCGGACAUGUGCAAGCUGCUACUGCAACAUGGGGCAGAUGUGAACUGCAAUGAACACGAGCAUGGUUACACCGCACUGAUGUUCGCUGGGCUAUCCGGUAAGACUGAUAUCACCUGGAUGAUGUUAGAUGCAGGAGCGGAGACAGAUGUGGUCAACUCCGUCGGGCGAACAGCAUCUCAGAUGGCUGCGUUUGUCGGGCAGCACGACUGUGUGACGGUGAUCAACAACUUCUUCUCGCGGGCCAGGCUGGAGUACUACACCAAACCCCAGGGGCUGGAGAAGGAGCCCAAGCUGCCCCCCAAACUGGCAGGGCCCCUCCACAAGAUUAUCAUGAGCACCAACCUCAACCCCGUCAAGAUGGUUCUUCUGGUGAAGGAGAACCCGGUGCUGGCCGAGGCGGAGGCCCUGGAGAAGUGCCGGCGGGUGAUGGAGCUGAUCUGUGAGAAGUGUGUGAAGCAGCAGGACAUGAACGAGGUGCUGGCCAUGAAGAUGCACUACAUUAGCUGUGUGCUGCAGAAGUGUGGCUCCUUCCUCAAGGAGCGCGACGACAAGCUGGAAGGACUCAUCAAGAGCUUGUUGAAGGGCCGGGACAGUGACGGCUUCCCGCUGUUCCAGGAGAAGUUCAUCAGAGAGUGCAUCCGCAAGUUCCCCUACUGCGACGCCACACUGCUGCAGCAGCUGGUCCGAAGUAUCGCUCCUGUGGAGAUCGGUAACGAUCCUACAGCCAUCUCAGUUUUGACCCAGGCUAUCACAGGACAGGUGGGCUUCAUGGACGCAGAGUUCUGUACCACCUGUGGGGAGAAGGGAGCAGAGAAGAGAUGCUCCAUUUGUAAAAUGGUGAUAUACUGUGCCCCAGCCUGCCAGAAAAUGCACUGGUUCACCCAUAAGAAGGUCUGCAAGCAGCUUCAGGAGCAGAGAGAAAAGCACGAGGCAGAGUCAGCCAAGCUGAUGGAGCGACAGAGGAAAGAGCAGAGCCAGGCGGUAGAGGAGGCGGCAGGCUCCAUGCAGGACCUCUCAGUGGGACCCAAUGAAGACUCUCCGUCUUCCCCCUCCGACAACCAAGCAGACCCCCCUAGUCCUGACUCCACCACUCCAGCCACAGAGAACUGAAGGGGGCCUGUAAGGGACGUUCAACACAGGUGCACAAUGCCUAUAUACCCAGCUAUCUCCCCUACUCCAGGUCUACACUGUUGUCCUAGAAGGUGUUAGGGAGGCCUGCCAUGUAAGGCCCAACAGUUAACCUGGGGAUGAAGUACGCAGGAGCUUCACACAAGCUUCAGGCCUGAACCGAUGGGAAAGGAUCCCUUAUUUAUUGAUGAUCUGACAUUGUUUUCUACCAAAGCAACGCAGCACUAUUGCACACAACGAAGAAAGGUUAGGGUCACGAAUGUCUAAGUUUUUUUUCCAGCAUUCAUAUUCAAUGUGAAAUGUCUAUGUAGACUAAUAUUAUGUUGAUGGUUUUUGUUCAAGAAUAAUGGAAAGUGCUUCAGGGAGUGUGAUGUAAAGAAGUAGUAGUAGAUUUAAUCAAUAUUUUAUUUGUUCAUGUCCUUUUAAAACUAGUAAUUCUGCGUCCAGUAAUUGCCCUAGUUAAAGGAUAAAGGACAUCAUAUUUCCAAACAUACAGUAAAGUGGCUUGAAUUGGCCAAGAACAAAAUUACUUUAAAGUUACUAUAACCUCCUCCUGGAAAAGCAACUUGGCAAAUCCCUCUUAACAAUCUUUCUGUUUUGUUUAAUACUGAUGUUUCAAAGAUCUCAAAUGACUAAUUGCAAUACAACAGAAUAAACACCACUGUACUGUC